AUGUCAACACGGUAUUGGAGAUUCUGCAUUCUUCAUCUUUGUCUAUUCCAUGCAUGCAGUCUACACCUUGAGUCAACAAUUCCAAAGAGUCUAGAUGAGUCAUGGUCUUCUGCAUCAAGUACGUCACUGUACUUGUCAAGAGAACCACUGGCAGCAGUUACUGAUAGAAGCAUCACAUCAUCGACAACACCUUCUGGAAUAUCACAGUCACUUUCGCUUUAUUCCUUGCAAUGGACACCAGAUGAUAGAAUCAGUAUUCCUGUACGCAGCACUUGGAGAUGGAAGGAUGCAGUUCUGGGAGAUGGACGUGACUUCUUCGUUCCCAAACCGAAGACAAUCCAAAAGCUCCAAAGCAUAUUCAUGGACAACAUCCCUGGGCUUGAAGAGUGCAGUGUGCUGAGUAACUGUGCUCGGUUCGCAGUUUUAUGCAAGUGGAAUGAUACAGAUGUUCCAACUGUCGCUGAGAGGGAUCUUCGAUGUGAAGCCUUGUCUUUCUGCUUGCUUCAUCAGGUCGAUUAUAAUGACAAGACUGCAAAAAAGCACCUGGCGACCUUGACCCAGUCCCUCGAUCUUCCAAAGCUUUUAUCAACAGAAUUGCCUUCAACAGUUGAGGUGGACUCGGCUGUCCAAGAGUUAAGUCGACAUUGGGAUUGCAUACAUGAUAUAUCUGCUAUCAUGCUACAUUUAUGCAAAGUGUCUGCUGGUACAAGCGAACGGCCCCGUCGUCCUGACCGCCAAGUGAUCUUCCGGCCUUAUUCCUCGAGGGAUGCCCAUAUUCUUUUGCAGCUAAAGCGGACCAAGGCUGCUGUCUCGAGCAGAAGUGGGGUACUCAAUGACCUGUUGGAACUCGCCAUUCGAGCUGGAAAGGCGGCAAGGAACGAAAUGAUCGUUCCUGCUUUGAAAGAACUAAAGCCAUAUGGCUCCUCAAAAGACCCGCCUUUGGAUCUGAGCAUUGAAGUUCAGGAGAAGGUCAUAGAAGAUGCCAUAGAGCCACUGAUUCAAGAAUGUCUUGAGAAAUGGAAGGCAUCAACGAACAAGGAUUCCAUCACAACACUUCGACAAGCUGCAGAGUCUUUGUCCACUUCUGACGAAGAACUAGCAAUCAUCCGAAAGCUAUUGCACCAGCCAACAAUAGAACUACGCCGUAGUCCAGAGACAGUCGACGUACAGCAAAUACUGGAUGAUAUUGAUUACAAGCUUCAGAGCUUACGAAAAUCCAAAGCGUCGUUGAUUUAG
Cylindrotheca closterium is the source of this 1236-nucleotide messenger RNA. Lineage: Eukaryota; Bacillariophyta; Bacillariophyceae; Bacillariales; Bacillariaceae. The record is from the annotation of a GenBank genome assembly.